This is a messenger RNA of Pan troglodytes (chimpanzee), 4281 nucleotides long. RefSeq names its product transmembrane protein 272 (gene TMEM272). Lineage: Eukaryota; Metazoa; Chordata; Mammalia; Primates; Hominidae. The transcript is spliced from 5 exons. The coding region runs from base 316 to 879 and encodes 187 amino acids. The record is from RefSeq and is a predicted model, not a curated record.
CUCCCGGGGUCGCUCUGCUGCCCCCCUGCGGGCCUGGGGAACACUGCAGGGGUAUGAGCCGGCGGUGGGGCUGCCCUCCCCACACGUGGGAGUGGGAAAUGGAGAGAACCCGCCCCUUAGAGGAAAAGCCACGAGUUGCUGUUGUGCUGCAGGAGAGAAAGGGAGAAAGAAAGCGUGCGACAGGGAGUGGGAGCCCCAAGUCAAGAGGAGCCCCACAGAGGCAGCCCUGGACUUCGGGACCACAGAGGUGCUGAGUGCUGCCCGAUUCUGGAUCCCACUCUGCUUAGCUCAGAACUUUGUCAGCGAGCAAGAACAAUGCCAGGAGGUCUGGAGAAAACGUGUCAUCAGUGCAUUUCUAAAAUCGCCAGCAAUGCCUGCUUCGUUGUUGUGCUCUGUGCUUUCCUGGCUCUGCCGCUGUCCAUGACCUUCAUAGGAAUGAAAUUUUUGGAGGACUGCCCUAUACAGCCCCUCAUUCCUUUAUAUUUGCUAGUGGGUGGCAUUGUCGGUACCUUAAAGGUGUCUCUCCUGUUGUACGACUCCACCAGGAUGAGGCGGCUGCUGUCCAAGGCCGUGGUGAUUGAUGACGAUGACGAUGAUGAAUACCCCUGGAGGCAGAAUGCGCACAGAUACUACAUCCACCUCCUGCUGAGCCUCUUCCUCUUCCUCUGGUUCAUCCUGGGAAACUACUGGGUCUUUUCUGUGUACCUACCUGAUUUUCUUCCCCCUUUCCAGCAGCCUCAGGACUACUGUGACAAAACCCUGUACCUCUUUGCAGUCGGAGUCCUGGCGCUCAGUCACACUGUGCUGGUCUUGCUCCUGCUGUGCAGUGGCUGUGUCUACCUGUGCUCCAGGUGGAGACUUGCUGCCGAUGAAGACUGACAGCUGCCUUGUCCAGCAUACCAUGUAUGCAUAUGCGUGUGCACGCACAUGCGUGCACACAGACACAGACACACACACACACACACACACAGGUUCAGAGAAGGGCAUAAAGGUAAUAAAACCUUCCCUGAAGGCAUUUAAAAAGCCACCCAAAGGCACUGAAUAUAAUAGCAGACUAAAGAAACUCUUGCCUUCCUAGACAUGGGGAAAUCACUUCUGCUCUUUUCAGAGUGGGAAUUUUGCUCUCACAAGAGUUUUCAAAGGGAUAAUUGUUUUUGAGGGUAUGAAGUGUGGGAGGCAAAGAAUGGGAGAGACCUUUUCAAAUCAUAGUGCAAUUUCAAUGACUGGUGCAAGAGCAAGGUUGAUUGUUGCUACUGCUGCUGUCAUUUAGCCAUGGUCACCUUGAAGUUAUAGAAAGUACACAGACUUUCAAACAAGAUAUAUCUUAACUUCACUCGCUAUGAUGGCUUUUGUUAUUAAAAGGAAAAAGAUAUUCUUGUAGUGACUCUAGCUGCCUUUUGGGAAAGUGAAGGAGCAGUCUCUUCCAGCCCUAUAUCAGAUAGGUUUGAUGUGAUGGGUGGAACAUCCCAAGGUCAGCUAUAAAAUCUAACAACGUCAAAGCAGUAGCUUCCACAUAGGGGGCGGGCUGGCCUGCUACAGGCAUUGCGGAGUGCAGCGCCGUGUGCACCGUGUGCCGCUGCUGCAGGGUCUUUGCUUGGCUUUGAGUCUGUCUCUGCCUCUGGCUAUUCAAGUACCUCUCUAUGAUCUGCAGCUGGCUGGGUGGCAUAAACCAGUUUUGUAUGUUUCUGGACAGGUUGCGUGAGUUGGGGUGCCGUCGGUGUAGCUGUUUUUGGUUUCUGAGCUUAAAUAUCGAAUAAUAGCUCCUCAACCUAAUGACCAGUUAGGCUUUGGAAGCCUUUUGUAAAUUGAGAUGUCUGGAAGUCCAGGAUGAUGCCGAACAGUGACCACUAACCUUCCCUCUGGCUGCCACUGUUGAGAGAUGAAGUCCAGGUCUGUUGUCAGUGCUCGCUGGGGAGCCUCUUUAUGAGCAAAAAGUCCCAUGCUUUAGAAUUUUGUAUGAAGAUGCUGUCAUGAGUGUGUCUAGGGCAGUGCCCAGGGGUGCGUGGCACCUGCUUAACUGUGCUUCUCUCAGCCACGUGCAUAGCAUUUCUGUAUAUUUACACACUGCUGAGCUGUGUUUAUUUUUUAACUUUGUUAUGUUUUCUCAUCAAACCAAUCCCUGAGUGGCCAUGAAUGGAGGCACCUCCCUUCAUCAGAAGUGUCAGCUCAAACCAAGAGGCUCAUUCUUCUCCAUAGCUUUAAGAGAAAGGCCCCGUGAGUCCCAUGGGGUCUUCCCAUUUCAGUUUAGAAGCACUCCCCGGGCAGUCACCAUUAGUCCCCCUUUCCUCCCAGGUGAGAAGAAAGUGCUUGGUGUGCCAUCUGCUGGACAAAGGAAGAACAGCCCUUUUUUUGCCCCUGUCCCUAAGGGCAGUUUCUGUUUUCAUUUUCACUUGAGCCAUGGCAGAAGACCAGCGGGUGUACAGUUUGCAGAUCCUACCUCACCUAUGAUGCCCGAUUCCAUCCUCACUGUGUCCCACGUUGCCCUCUCUGUGCUGGGGACUGGGGAGAGUCUGUGGGCUAUGAUACUAUGAUACUGGGGUGGACAGGAGUUCCAUGGGCUCCUCUCCCACCCUCCUUUCCCCAAUCCAUGACUCGUCAGCCAUUCCCAGUCACUUAGCCAAUGCUUGGACAUCUGUGAGCAGCAAAGACCUGGGCCCAGGGACACCUGCAUGACUCCCACAUGAAAGCCUCUGAGGCUUCUGUUGCGAGGGCCUUGGCAAAGGCGGAAAGAGCUGUGAACAACCAUGGGCAUGAAGAUUUCUGUUAGCAGAUGGCAGGUACUGGUUAGUGCUUUGGAUACAUCAGUAGCUAGGUCUCAAACGUUGGACAUUCCCACUUUCUGGUAGGCAUGAGUAUCACCAGAGUGUUGCAGAAAUCUUUCCCAGAGGGAGUGGUGGAUGAAGUGUGCUCAUUCUCAUAUGCACCCCACCAGCCUACUCCCAGUUGCAAUGGAGAAUACUGGUCAUAGGUCCUAAAUAAUUGCUAAAAUCUGGACUAUAUUUUUAGCUUUGAGUUUUCUUGUCACCAAAGCAGUAAGGAAGAGGUGAUGAUCUCUUCGUAUAGGUCACACGUCUUCCCUGGUUUGAGGUUACAGUGAGCUAUGAUUGCGCCACUGCACUCUACUCUGGGUGACAGAAUGAGACCCUAUCUCUAAAAAACAAAAUUACCCUCUUCUGGGGAAACAGGUUAGAUCCUGAAGAAAAUGUUCAUGUGCAUCCAUUCAUAGAGGGGACACUGAGUGGUUCAGUGGGUGACAUCUUCAAGCGCAGCAGGCUUUGAAUGAUAACUGAUUAAGGCCUCCCUCAGGAGAUGGUGAGAUGGUUAUGAUAAGGCACAUUUCAAGAAAGAGGCUCUGGGGCUAAGUAAGGCAAAUGGUCUAUAACUGUGAUUCUUUGAAGUCUGGCUUAAUCCAGGGAUGACACCCAGACUGUCUAGGAAGGGCUGAGCUGCGUGCCCUUUAAGUGAUCACCUCUUAGUAUAAUUUCACUGAGCUGGAGGUGAGUGUAAGAAGUUCCUGGUUAUAGAAGAAGUUAUAAUCCUUGGCAUGGCCUGAAGUAGGCAGUCCACACUGAUAUGAAAUGUGCUGUGUAUACCUGGAGAAUGAAAAUGCCCAUCUAAGACUGGCCCAAGAGCUGGGCAGCCUUCCUCCAUGGGAACCUGGCAAGGCAAUGGGAAGUGGACAUGGGAACACCUGAACUUUCUGGAUGCUAUGAAACCUCAAGGGAACAAAUUAUGUGGCAGAGAGGGAUAAUCUGUUCUUCCCAUCUGAGAAAAGACUGCAGCAAAGAUAAACUAUAUGUUGAGGUCAUUUUAUUUGCUACAUCGGGCAUCAUUCUAAAAACCAUUCUUUGCCUGAAUCUAUAUAAAUGACAGUUGAAAGCAGUAAAAGUUGGGACUGUUUCACUGGAGUCAGCCACACUAGUGGUUCUCAAACCUUGGUGAACCCUCAGAGCUACCCAAGGACUUGUUUGCAAUGCAGAAUCACAGCCCCCAGAGACUGACUUGUGGGGCCCAGCUGGUUCUGAUUCAGUGGCCAGAGAAACCGCAUGUGUGCACUCGGGCCACACAUACAGCCUGGACUGGCUUAUGUCAGGCCCAUCCUGGUUGUCACCAUGAGGACAAUAUAAUGUCACUUCCAGUACUUCGUGUUAUUUCCUUCUCUUUUAGUAUGAGAAGUGGCCAAGUGGUCAAUAGCUUUCAUCUUUGUGUAACUGAAUCUUGUGCUUCAUUUCCUUCUGGGCAUUUUUCAUUGUUGAUGAAAUAAACUUUGUUCAAUUUGUU